This is a messenger RNA of Rhipicephalus sanguineus (brown dog tick), 755 nucleotides long. RefSeq lists its product as uncharacterized. The record is from RefSeq and is a predicted model, not a curated record. Lineage: Eukaryota; Metazoa; Arthropoda; Arachnida; Ixodida; Ixodidae. The coding region runs from base 309 to 755 and encodes 148 amino acids. The transcript has 2 exons.
UGGACACCGAAAAAAAAAAACGCACCGAAAGCCCGCUAUCUUUGACACGCGCUCGUGUUAACGAGAAGUGAUGUCUUGCAGAGCCGCCGCGGCCAGUUGAAGGAACGCCGGGCUGGGCGCAGCAUCACGUAACUACGGUUGGUCCACUUUCAUCCGCAAUACGCAAUGCGUUUCCGGGAUAUAUAGGAAGAUUGUGUUCGUGUGUGUAGUGUACGAGGUGUGUUUUCUCGCCACCACAUCGCGUAGCGACUUCUACAGCCACUUUAGUGCUCGUUUGAGUGAAAACACCGCAUCAUCCAGCUGUUGCCAUGGGGUUCUUCACUCGUGCUCUGUACGUCAUCGCAUUCGCAGUUGUAGCGUCCUCCAGGCCCGCAAACAAGACCUGCAACGAGGUACUCGAGCAGCAGGUGCACGACGCCGGCUGCCGUUUGAUUGGACGCCUGCCCGACCGUUGGCUGCUCCGCUUUGACUCGGUCGGUGGCAGCAACGAGUCCGUGCCGGUGCUGGCCCUCGUGUUUGGUCUGGCCGACCCCACUACUCACAUCGAGAGCAGCAUGUGCUGGUCCGAGAUGACCGCCGCGCUGGCAAUGCAAGGCAUGGCAAAGGUGGCGCUGCCGGCGUCCACGGCGCGUGUCUUCUUCGCCGCCAAGGCCAAGGUCAAGGCAGAAGUGAGCAAAGCUAUUAAAAGAGCUCCCUGGUGCAAGUUCAUGUUACUGCGGCGUUACGUUACAAUGCAGACGAUUGAAACGCAGUGA